Molecule: messenger RNA, 843 nt
Organism: Apis cerana (Asiatic honeybee)
Lineage: Eukaryota; Metazoa; Arthropoda; Insecta; Hymenoptera; Apidae
Gene: lin-52
Product: DREAM core complex component lin-52
Biological process (GO): regulation of DNA-templated transcription
Cellular component (GO): DRM complex
Source: RefSeq, a predicted model, not a curated record
ACUACAGUGUUCAGUACAUGUUACACGAUAAAAUUGUUUUUCGUAACACGUUUGUCACGUAUAUUUUCAUAAUUUUUUACAGAAAACAACUUGAAAUAGGUGUAGAACGCGAUAUUCAACGACAAGAACGGAAUAAAAUAAAAUCGCUGUUAAAACAACAAACACAGUUGGCGGAUCAGUUGCGAGAACCAUCAAAAAACGAACAAAAUCUUCAAACCUUAUAACAUUAAUUUCGCUGUCGACUUUAGGUUAGGUUAGAUUAUACAAUAUCAAUGAACAUAAUGACUACAGAAGAACCAACAGAACCAGAUUUGAUUUGUGUAGAAGAAAGUCUUAUGAGUUUAGAAAAAUUAGAUAGAGCAUCACCAGAUUUAUGGCCUGAACAAAGUGUAAACGAAUUUGUAGCUCAAAAUUCACCUCAAACAGAACCAUCUGCUUGGGCUGCUGGUCUCACUCCAGAUGAUAUAAAUCAGUUACAUCAAUUAGGAAAUUUGUCAAUGGGUGGUUUAAUAUCUGAAGUAAAAAAAUUACAUGAUAUGGCAUAUCAAUUAGGAUUGGAAGAGGCAAAAGAGAUGACUCGUGGAAAAUAUUUAAACAUUUUCAAGCAUAAAUAGCAAAAGUUUGAUUAAAGAUGAUUAUAUAAUCCAUGUUACGUAUUUCUGUACAUUAACAAAGACUGAUGGAAAGCUGGUGGUUACAUUGCAGUUGGAACUAUAUGAUAAAAUACCUAACUGAAAUUUAUGUAAAUAUAUAAUUGUAAUUUUAUAUAUAAAUAUAUGAUUUAAUUAUAUACAUAAAAUUUCGUAAAAUAUCAUGAAUAAAUAGUAAAUUUUUACCAAAAAA